GAUUUUCCUUUCGCAAGACAAGUUUUGAAGUUGGACGUGCUUGUCUUGGUCGUCCACACUGCUGAAUACUCUGCCAGACUGCCUGCCACAGGGAAGUUCUUCCUUCCCACCGCCCUCUUCCCUCUUUCGUCGAUGUACAUCUGCUUCAAGGUGGGGCUGGAGGGGAUUGGCAAGGGAGGGAUGGGAAAAUAAAUGCACGAUGAAGUGUUCGGUUGCCUUUUGGGGGCCAGAACAAGUUAAGGAACUCUCGCACGGGGACGCGAAACCGUUCCCGGGUAUUGUUGACAGGCGGACCGUCAACCAUCCCCAGUGUGAACCAGACUUUGCCCAAGCGCUUAAUCUACGCUACCGUUAUGCUUAUUCUGGCCCUGCGAUCACCGCCCUGAUCUCUCCUUCCUCUGAACCAUGGAUGUUCAACACUUUGGUUUCGUGGUUUUUUGUGCCCCCCUGGCACGAUGGGAACUCGCGGUCGGUCCCGCUGAGGUUUUUGGUUGAGGAAGAUCAAUUGACUAGCUUGAUCCGACUUUCCUUCAUGACAAUUGCGUUGUUGAACAACAAGAACAACAAGAACAUCAUCAUCACGACAAACAAACACUUGCGAUUGCAGGAUUUCCUCAGAUCCUCACGAAUUACGAUAACCCAGACCUAUCAGAUGGCCCAGGUCGGUCAAAGUCCAACUCCUACCCCUAUAGGGAAGUGGACAAGGGAAAAGAUCUGACCUGACUGACAGAUCAUCUCGGGAAACCGAGAUAUCACGCCAGCUAAGACGCCUCUCACAGCAGCGAUCCAAUUAUUUAUCAUCGAGACGUUGGGGGUCCGAGACUUCUGUCCAAAGUACGGAGGGACGACUCUGCUUCUUUC
Aspergillus japonicus CBS 114.51 is the source of this 861-nucleotide messenger RNA. RefSeq lists its product as uncharacterized. The transcript has a single exon. The record is from RefSeq and is a predicted model, not a curated record. Bases 200 to 718 code for a protein of 172 amino acids. Lineage: Eukaryota; Fungi; Ascomycota; Eurotiomycetes; Eurotiales; Aspergillaceae.